Molecule: messenger RNA, 978 nt
Organism: Parascedosporium putredinis
Lineage: Eukaryota; Fungi; Ascomycota; Sordariomycetes; Microascales; Microascaceae
Source: the annotation of a GenBank genome assembly
AUGGCCGAUACUCUGAGCCACUCCGCCAACGGCAAUGGUGCCAUCUACAGCAACGGACACAGCAACGGCUCUGCGAAUGGAGCUGCUAAUGGCAAGCCAAACUACGAGUCUGUUGUUGACCGCGUCGCCAACGGCCCUGUCUCCCAAGCUGCCCAGGACCAAGUAAACAAGACCGCCAACGAGUUCGCCAACCUCAACGCCUCUCGGAAGGCCACUCCUGGCACCGCUGCCACUAGCCAGCGCUUGACCCACUACCACUCAUACUUUUUCGAUCUUCUCGCAUGGAAGAACCCUCGCGCUUCUGGCAUCGUCUACGCCAGCUUGGUCUCUCUCAUUUUCGCCGCGAGGUAUCUUGAUGUCAUCCGAUACUUCUUCAAGCUCACAUGGCUCGCCCUUGGCACGACCGUGGCUGCUGAAAUCGUCGGAAAGGUCGUUCUCGGUCAGGGCAUCACCUCUCAGCUUCGUCCCAAUAAGUACUUUGUCGUUUCCCGCGACACGCUCGAUACCAUGAUAGGAGAUGUGCACGAGCUCAUCAACUUCUUUGUGAUUGAGGCUCAGAGGAUCCUUUUCGCCGAGAACAUUGGCGCCUCGGUUGCUGCCUUCGUCGCUGCCUUUUUGUCCUACUACCUCGUCAAGAUUGUCCCGUACUGGGGUCUCGCUAUUCUCGGAACCACUGCUGCUUUCAUGAUCCCCCUCCUCUACACCUCGAACCAAGAAGUCAUUGAUGCCCAGCUCAAGCACGCCUCGGACCUUGUCAACGCCCAGACCGCCCAGGUCCGUGAUGCUGCCAACAAGCACACUGCCCACGUCGCCGAGCUCACCAAGCACGCCCCUCUCGAUGAGACCGCUUUCCCCAGCGCUCCCUCGGGCACCUUCCAGAAGGAUACCGAGGACUUCCUCGAUGGUAGCGCCACCAACGCUGCUCCCGUCUUCCCCGUCGAGCCCGCUUCCUCGGCUGACCCCCUCGUCAACCUCUAA